CCAGGCUGGGGCUCCUCCCCCUCGGGGCGGAGCCGUGUCACGUGCCGGGAAGAAAGAGCCAGCGGCGCGCAAGUCGCACAGGGCGCGGGGCGCUUGGGGCGGAGCGGCCAUGGCAGCUCCGGAGCCGCUGUCCCCGGCGGGUGGCGCGGGCGAGGAGGCACCGGAUGAGGACGAGGACGAGGCAGAGGCCGAGGACCCCGAGAGGCCGGCUGGAGCUGGCGGCGCGCGCAGCGGAGGCGGAGGCGGCGGGGGCGGGGGCGGGGGCGGCGGCGGCGGCGGCGGGGCCGGAGCCGGGGCGGGCCCGGGGGGCUGCGGCGGGCCUGGGGGCGCGCUCACCCGGCGCGCGGUCACGCUGCGGGUGCUCCUCAAAGAUGCGCUACUGGAGCCCGGCGCCGGGGUGCUGUCCAUCUACUACUUGGGGAAGAAGUUCAUGGGAGACCUACAGCCCGACGGGAGGAUCGUGUGGCAGGAAACGGGACAGGUGUUCAACUCACCCAGCGCCUGGGCCACCCACUGCAAGAAGCUGGUGAACCCAGCCAAGAAGUCCGGCUGUGGCUGGGCCUCUGUCAAGUACAAGGGCCAGAAACUGGACAAGUACAAGGCGGCCUGGCUCCGGCGACACCAGCUGCACAUUCCCACGGCUGCUGCCGAUGAGAGCCCGGCCAGUGAAGGGGAGGAGGAGGAGCUGUUGAUGGAGGAAGAAGAGGAGGAGGUUCUGGCAGGGGUCUCCACUGAGGACAAGAGUCGGAGACUACCUGCCAAGGGACCCUUGGAGCCUGCGCACCCAGAGGCCGUGCCCCCUGGGAAGCGGGUGGAAAACAAGAUCCGGGUGCCUGUGCGGUAUUGCAUGCUGGGCAGUCGAGACUCUGCCAGGAACCCCCACACCCUGGUGGAAGUAACAUCCUUCGCUGCCAUCAACAAGUUCCAGCCAUUCAACGUGGCCAUCUCCAGCAACGUGCUGUUCCUGCUGGACUUCCACAGCCACCUGACUCGAAGCGAGGUCGUGGGGUACCUGGGGGGCCGCUGGGACAUCAACAGCCAGAUGCUCACGGUGCUGAGAGCCUUCCCCUGUCGGAGCCGGCUGGGGGACGCGGAUAUGGCGGCCACCAUGGAAGAGGAGCCUCGCCUGUGCCCCCAGAUCUACCAGAGCCUGCUCCUGCGGGGCCUGUCCCUGGUGGGCUGGUACCACAGCCACCCGCACAGCCCCGCGCUCCCGUCGCUGCAGGACAUCGACUCGCAGAUGGACUACCAGCUGCGGCUGCAGGGCUCCAGCAACGGCUUCCAGCCCUGCCUCGCCCUGCUCUGCGCCCCUUACUACUCUGGCAACCCGGGCCCCGAGUCUAAGAUCUCCCCCUUCUGGGUGAUGCCGCCCCCCGAGUGUGAUUCUCUGGCUGCUGGGCCAGGACGCAUCCCCUCGUGGGAUCGGAGGCUGGGCGUGACUGGCUCGUGUCCCUGCCAGCAAAGGCCCAGUGACUACGGCAUCCCCAUGGACGUGGAGAUGGCCUACGUCCAGGACAACUUCCUGACUAAUGACAUCCUUCAUGAGAUGAUGCUGCUGGUGGAAUUCUACAAGGGCGCCCCGGACCUCGUGAGGUUCCAGGAGCCCUGGAGCCAGGAGCACACGUACCUCGACAAGCUGAAGAUCUCCCUGGCCAGCAGGACACCCAAGGACCAGGGCCUGUGCCACGUGCUGGAGCAGGUUUACAGCCUUCUUAAACAAGGGAGCUGAGGCCCCGCCUGCCAGGGCCUGGGGGGCCUCUUGGUCAGACUCUGAUCCCCCCCCCCCACCGUGGUUUGGGCUGAGGGGACUGGGACCAGGGGGUUCUCUUGGGGGCUGUGCCGCUCUGUUCCUGUGCAACUUAGCUGUGCGGUGGUUGGGGCACGGGUAAUAAAAGACAGAAGCAAA
Molecule: messenger RNA, 1906 nt
Organism: Leopardus geoffroyi (Geoffroy's cat)
Lineage: Eukaryota; Metazoa; Chordata; Mammalia; Carnivora; Felidae
Gene: MPND
Product: MPN domain containing
Exons: 13
Coding region: 110-1729 (539 amino acids)
Biological process (GO): double-strand break repair
Cellular component (GO): BRISC complex; BRCA1-A complex
Molecular function (GO): metallopeptidase activity; polyubiquitin modification-dependent protein binding
Source: RefSeq, a predicted model, not a curated record